Pteronotus mesoamericanus is the source of this 1682-nucleotide messenger RNA. It is a transcript of the gene CNN2, whose product is annotated as calponin 2. Bases 43 to 972 code for a protein of 309 amino acids. Gene Ontology annotation, biological process: actin filament organization; actomyosin structure organization. Gene Ontology annotation, molecular function: actin filament binding. Gene Ontology annotation, cellular component: focal adhesion; actin cytoskeleton. The record is from RefSeq and is a predicted model, not a curated record. NCBI's taxonomy places the organism in Eukaryota, Metazoa, Chordata, Mammalia, Chiroptera, Mormoopidae. The transcript has 7 exons.
CUCACCCCGCGGACCGUCUGUCCCGCCGCCGCCGCCGCCGAAAUGAGCUCAACGCAGUUCAACAAGGGGCCCUCGUAUGGGCUUUCGGCCGAAGUCAAGAACCGGCUCCUAUCCAAAUAUGACCCUCAGAAGGAGGCAGAACUCCGCAGCUGGAUUGAGGGACUCACAGGACUGUCUAUUGGUUCUGACUUCCAGAAGGGUCUGAAGGACGGGAUUAUCCUGUGCACACUCAUGAAUAAGCUGCAGCCCGGCUCGGUCCCUAAGAUCAACCGCUCCAUGCAAAAUUGGCAUCAGCUAGAAAACCUCUCCAACUUCAUCAAGGCCAUGGUCAGCUAUGGCAUGAACUCCGUGGACCUGUUUGAGGCCAAUGACUUGUUUGAGAGUGGCAACAUGACACAGGUGCAGGUGUCUCUUCUGGCUCUGGCAGGGAAGGCCAAGACAAAGGGGCUGCAGAGUGGUGUGGACAUUGGCAUCAAGUACUCAGAAAAGCAGGAGCGGAAUUUUGACGAUGCUACCAUGAAGGCGGGCCAGUGUGUCAUUGGGCUCCAGAUGGGCACCAACAAGUGUGCCAGCCAAUCAGGCAUGACGGCAUAUGGCACGAGAAGACAUCUGUAUGAUCCCAAGAACCAUAUCCUGCCACCCAUGGACCACUCAACCAUCAGCCUCCAAAUGGGUACCAACAAGUGUGCCAGCCAGGUGGGCAUGACAGCUCCUGGGACCCGGCGGCACAUCUAUGACACCAAGUUGGGGACCGACAAGUGUGACAAUUCAUCCAUGUCUCUGCAGAUGGGCUACACGCAGGGCGCCAACCAGAGUGGCCAGGUCUUUGGCUUGGGCCGGCAGAUAUACGACCCCAAGUACUGCCCACAAGGCCCAGCGGCCGAUGGGGCUCCAGAGUCAGCAGGCGACUACCCCAGCCCAGGGAAGGCCCCAGAGUACCCCCCCUACUACCAAGAGGAGGCAGGCUACUGAGGCCCCAUUUGUGGGGUGUCUCCCUCUAUCAUCACCCCACCUGAGAUUUUAGGUUUUUCUGUGUCUUCAUCUUGUUUUUCUAUGUGUUCAAGUGCUUCCAGCUGAGGGCCUAUGAAGGCGAGAUCCAGAUGCUUGUGGGGUGGGGGUGGGGGGUCCCUGCCAGGGCACAUCUAGGUAGCAAAUUUCCCAGCAGGCUUUGGGCCAGGCUGGGGGGCGCGGUGCGGAAGAAACCUGUGCAGGGAGGGAAACUGGCCCCAAAUGGCUUCCGGUUGUUUCUGCCCUUCCCUUUUCUCUGCUGAUCAGUUUGUGGUUUCUGUACCCACAAAAGUUUCAGGCGCUUUUAACAAAACAAAAGUAAUUUUUGGGGGGGUGUAUGGUGGGGGGGAGUAGUGCUGAGAAGGAAGUCCCCUGGGAGAGGGCCAGGCCACAGUCCCCAGAUAUUUUAGGCAUCGUGAGGGACUGAGUUUCUCCAGGGGCCUGGUGAGGAAACCAAGGCCAAGACAGGACAGUGGAGUUCUGAGUGUUUGAGGCAACGCCAGACCCCCCCACCUUCCAUACUAGUCCCUUCUCCCCAGUGAAGUACUGCACAGGGACCCCCCACCAGGAGGCCCUCUCUGGGACCAACCCCACCCGGGAGCCCUGGGAACAAGAGAUAAUGUGAAAUACCAACUGUGGACCAAAGACAAUAAAAACCUUUUUAGCAAAAGAAA